This is a messenger RNA of Cladophialophora yegresii CBS 114405, 1461 nucleotides long. RefSeq lists its product as uncharacterized. NCBI's taxonomy places the organism in Eukaryota, Fungi, Ascomycota, Eurotiomycetes, Chaetothyriales, Herpotrichiellaceae. Gene Ontology annotation, biological process: transmembrane transport. Gene Ontology annotation, molecular function: transmembrane transporter activity. Bases 1 to 1461 code for a protein of 486 amino acids. The record is from RefSeq and is a predicted model, not a curated record. Gene Ontology annotation, cellular component: membrane. The transcript is spliced from 9 exons.
AUGUCUGGUAGUGACCAGGAGAAAUACGGCGGCUCUUUUGAGCACACAUCCGAUGUGGCCGCCCACGAUCAGCCUAGUCCUAUCGAUGACGCUCCUCACUUUGACAAACACAGGGAGAACAAGCUGAUCCGCAAGAUUGACUUUCGUCUGCUUCCAAUUCUGGGAGCGUUGUACUCCAUUGCACUCAUCGAUCGGGUCAAUAUCUCCAAUGCCCGAGUUGCUGGUAUGGGAGAGGAUCUUCAACUAAACAUUGGCAACCGCUAUACCGUGGCUCUUGUCGUAUUCUUUCCACCCUACUUCUUGUUUGAGCUGCCGUCAAAUAUCGUUCUCCGCCGCGUUGGAAGUGCCAACUGGCUGUCAUUCAUAGCCUUCUCAUGGGGUUGCACAAUGCUCGGCCAGGGAUUUGUCAAGUCGUAUGAAGCUCUCGCUGUGUGUCGCACAAUACUUGGACUCUUCGAAGCAGGAUUCUUCCCGGGGUGUGUAUACCUUAUCUGUUGCUGGUACGUUCGAUAUGAGGUGCAGAAGCGGCUCGCGUUUUUCUACAUCCUUUCCGUGCUCGUCGGAGGCUUUUCCAAUAUUCUGGCGUAUGGUCUCAUGCAGAUGGAAGGAGUCGGCGGCCAGCGCGGAUGGCAAUGGAUCUUUAUCAUCGAAGGUCUAAUGACAGUAGUUGUCGCCAUCAUCGCAUGGUUCAUCAUUGUCGACUUCCCCGAUAAAGCUGAGAAGAAGGGUCUCUUGAGUCACGAGGAGGCUGCAUUCAUCGUGCGACGGAUUGAGCUCGAUAGAAAUGAUGCCAUUCCCGAUCCUCUUACCUGGGCCAAAUUCUUCCAUCAUCUCGGAGACUGGAAGCUCUGGACGUUCGCUUUGAUGUUCAUGUCAACGACUAUGCCGGCAUACGCCUUUGCAUAUUUCACCCCAGUCAUCGUCCAGGGUAUGGGAUAUACCGCAGGCAUUGCCAAUCUGCUAUCGGCACCUCCAGUUGUCACAGCAGUAUUCAGUGCUUUGGGGUUCGCCUGGAUUGGAGAUAAGUAUCACGUCCGUGCUCCUAUUAUUGCAGCCCAGGCAGUCAUCGUGAUAGUCGGCUUGAUGAUCACGGCCUACCACAGCUCGGACGGCGUCAGAUACUUCGGAAUCUUCCUCGGCAUUGCUGGAUGCCAGGGAAACAUUCCGGCCAUUCUGGCAUACCAGUCGAACAACAUCCGGAUGCAGUCCAAGAGAAGUGUAGGCAGCGCGCUCCAGAUUGGGUUCGGCGCGAUCGGCGGCAUCAUCGCCUCCACUGCUUUCACCCAGAAGGAAGCUCCCUACUACAGGAGCGGACUGUGGGCCACUGCCGCAUUGCAGUUCUUUGUUCUGGGAUCUGUCGCUUGCACUUCAUGGUACUUCUGGAAGAAGAAUAAGCAAGUGGAUGCCGGGACCCUUGAGAAGCCGAUUGAGGGACAAGAGGGUUUCAAGUACACUCUUUAA